Messenger RNA from Penicillium verrucosum, 804 nucleotides. RefSeq lists its product as uncharacterized. Bases 1 to 804 code for a protein of 267 amino acids. The transcript is spliced from 2 exons. The record is from RefSeq and is a predicted model, not a curated record. Lineage: Eukaryota; Fungi; Ascomycota; Eurotiomycetes; Eurotiales; Aspergillaceae.
AUGACAUCGAGGCCGGGAAAUCCCAGGAGGCUGCCUCCCCCAUGUCCCUCCUGGGUCUGGUCCAGCGCCUCCGACACGCAUGCCGCCAAAGAUCGAUGUUGGUUCGGUGACGACUACAUCCCAUUCAAGUCGUAUGUCACGGAUAUCGCUGGAGGCUGGGUCGAAGUCAUUGGGAUGGGAACUAUCAUUCUCCCCACCAGGGGCUCGCCAUUUCAGACCGGUUCACAUCUGAACAACUCCCUCCGCUUGAAGAACGUGUUGCAUACCCCCGCAAUGCUUUGCAACAUCAUCGGAAAUACCAUUCUGGACGACUACACUGUUAUACCCACCCCCAGUUCCCCAGAUAUCUCCGGUGUUAUUGUGGCGAACUAUAAUGGUUCUAGUCAGGCCUACUUCAAGCACAUGGGUCAAGGCCCCAUGUUAUACCAAGUUCAGAUUCACCAGGCUCCAUUAGGGCAUGAGCUCGGGAUCUCACCUCUCUGUUCUAACGGGAACUACCUGAUUCACGCAUUCUGGUCCCAGCGUGAGCGGCGCAGAAUGGAAAUCUUCAAAGACUCCGGUCUGACUCGAGCCUCAGGCGUAGAGGAGCUGACACCGAUCGAAAAACGGUGGUUUGGGAAGCAAUGCAUGUCUGAAAAGGGAAUUACAUUUGCCUACGGGUUGGACUACAACAGGAAGGAGCAUCGAGAGGAAGCCCGCGCCAUCAUGCGAAUUCUCAAGUCCCAAGCUCAAAAUGAACCGGAUUUUUUAUCCCAGGAGAACACGCCGAACACGCCGAACAUGCCGAUUACCCUUGACUACUGA